GUCCUGGGGACCCACCCUAUGGGGUCUUGUGUCUCUCCUGAAUCCUUCCCAGACUUCUAUCCAGGGCUUUUAAAAGCUCUCUCCAUCCAGAGACAGGGGUCACUGUGAGCAUGAGCACUAUAGGUCUGGCUGAACAGGAGUAAUGAAACCUGAGCCUCCUACAAACGGUGAAGUUUAGCGGAGGAAAGGGCCGCGGCCAUGAAUUCCAGGCCCCCAUUCCACCCCUCCCCCGGCCCAGCAGGUGGCGCUGUGUGAAAAAAGCCACAGGCGGAAGUAGACGUCUCGGUUCUCGCUGCGCCAAAAAUCCUACUUUGCCUUGGUUACGGAGAGACGGAACUAGAAGGUUGCUCACGUGGGUGCGGGUGCACGUGACUCACCUGCUCCGCAGGCUGCGUGGGCUUAGUAGCUGAGGUGCUGGCCAGAGGCCCCGGGCUUCCUGAUACCACGAUAGGAAGCCAGGCCUCCCAGUUCUUCUGACUGCCUCGGGCCCGGGGCCCAGAGACGGGAUCCACCGGGCGGGAAGGGAGUGGCCGCUGUCUCGUCUAUACCGCAGAUCCGACUGCAGCCGGGUGGCAAGUGCGCGACAUGCUGCGACUGCAGCCUCGCCCCGGGGCCCCUGCCAGGUGCGCUCUGGCCUUUCUCUCGGCGCGGCUCCUCUCUCGGAACAGCUCGCCCGCGAGGAGGCCCCCCUGGAAGUCGGGGCCCCGGCCCGAGGCCCGGCCAGGGGGCGUGGAGCUGUUCUGCCUCCGGGAGGACGACCUGCCCCAGGCCCGCCGGCACGAAGUCCUGUUCGGGCUGGCGCCCUGUGCCCUAGCCCUGCGGGCUUCCCGGCGGGAUGUGGCCCGUCUCCUCCUACUAAAAGGGGGCGCGGGGAGCGGGGAGCGGGCUGAGCUGGCCCGGGCCGCCGAGGCCCAGGGCAUCCCAGUGCAGCUGAUGCAGCGCCGGGAGCUGGAUGCUUUGUGCAGGGGUCAAGUUCAUCAGGGCGUGUGCAUGGAGGUGGCCCCGCUAGUCCCCAAAGCCUGGCCGGAAGGCAGCGAGGACUGGCCAGAGGAGGGACCGGCGGCGCGGCGUCUGUGGCUAAUCCUGGACGAGAUCCAAGACCCUCGGAACCUGGGAGCCCUGCUGCGCACCGCACACUUCCUGGGCGUGGACAAGGUCAUUACCAGCAAGAGGAACAGUUGCCCCCUGACCCCAGUGGUUAGCAAGGCCAGUGCAGGAGUCAUGGAGGUAAUGGAUGUCUUUGCAACUGAUGAUCUUCCAGGCUUGCUGAAGGCUAAAGCUGGACAGGGCUGGCUUGUUGCUGGCACUGUGGGCUUCCCAGGGCCUGGGAUUGCUCAGUCCUCUGACGUCCCCAUCACCAGUUGUCUAGAGUUCCUCUGGGACCGAUCUACUCUCCUGGUGUUAGGGAAUGAAGGUUCUGGGCUGUCCCAUGAGGUCAGAAGCUUGUGCCACGUUCUCCUAACCGUCUUACCAAGGCGGGAGCGUGCCCCGCAAGUGGAGUCCUUGAAUGUCUCUGUGGCUGCAGGAAUCCUCCUCCAUUCCAUCAUCAGCCAGAGGAAGGGACAGGAGGACUUGUUUAAGAAGGAAGCAAAUACUGUUGCCUGUGAUUCUUUAGAUUGCUCAGCUUCUGCAGAACCUGAACCGAGAGCCAGCCAAGGCCUCAGGGUCUGGAUACCAGAGGUGGAUGAAGAACCCAGACCAGGAAGAGAGAGACCAAAGGGGAGCUGAUCUGGCUCCCAGGCAUUACCCGUGUGCACAUGUGUGUAUGUAUGUGUGGUUAUUCUUUUAAGACUUGGCUUGUGUUCCUCCGCCUCCUAUGUGAAAUGAAGCUUUUCUGGAUCCUCAUCUAGCUGCUAGAGGCCCUAUAUCUGCCCUUGCCCCAACCACUUUGUAUCUGUUGUCUUCCCUAAUAGAGUGUAAGCUCCAUGAGGGCAAGGACUGUCUUUGUAUGUCAGGGUAGUAGAGAGCUUGGUGAUUCAGUAUAUGAGCAAGUCCAAAUCCAUUUGAGUCCUUGAGAGUGUGUUUGUGGGUGUGUUUACAUGCACACAAAACACACUAAUGUGCAUUUCUUGAUAAUAGAUGUAGCCCACAUGGGGGCUGAUGGGAGGAAAUCCAUUCACUAUGUCAUUGAACUUUGCUCAAAAAAUAAUUUGACAACAAUCACCUGUUCAUUCUGUUGGUGGGGAGGAUGGGACAGUGUUCUUCACCUUCUCUUAGGACGAGGGGAAGGCAAAUGCCUGGACUAAGGGAUUUUUCUUUAUGAUUGGUUUCAAAUCCUGCCUCAGACACUAAUUAGGUAACUGGGCAAUUCACUAUGCCCCUUGUCCCUCAGUUUCUUCAUCUGUAAAAUGGGGAUAAUGAUAGAACCUCCUUUGAAGGGUUGAUGUAAGGAUCAAAGGAAAAAUGUGUGACAUGGUUUGUAAGCCCCAAAGUGCUAGAUAAAUGUGAGCUUCUUAUGUAUAUAUGUGUGCAUGUAGUGUGUAGUUAUUUUAUCAUUUUGGUGGGGUCUGAUGUCGUCACCCCAGGCCGAGAAAGGUUUAUGGGAGAAGGAAAUGUAAUGACUCAUUGAUCUCACUGGUAGAGAGUU
Dromiciops gliroides (monito del monte) is the source of this 2587-nucleotide messenger RNA. It is a transcript of the gene MRM1, whose product is annotated as mitochondrial rRNA methyltransferase 1. Gene Ontology annotation, biological process: rRNA methylation. The transcript is spliced from 5 exons. Lineage: Eukaryota; Metazoa; Chordata; Mammalia; Microbiotheria; Microbiotheriidae. Bases 586 to 1728 code for a protein of 380 amino acids. The record is from RefSeq and is a predicted model, not a curated record. Gene Ontology annotation, molecular function: RNA methyltransferase activity; RNA binding. Gene Ontology annotation, cellular component: mitochondrion.